Messenger RNA from Trichosurus vulpecula (common brushtail), 2331 nucleotides. It is a transcript of the gene CLCC1, whose product is annotated as chloride channel CLIC like 1. Gene Ontology annotation, molecular function: chloride channel activity. The coding region runs from base 339 to 2114 and encodes 591 amino acids. Gene Ontology annotation, cellular component: membrane; endoplasmic reticulum. The transcript has 14 exons. NCBI's taxonomy places the organism in Eukaryota, Metazoa, Chordata, Mammalia, Diprotodontia, Phalangeridae. The record is from RefSeq and is a predicted model, not a curated record.
CAAGCGCCGAGGCGGGGGGAGGAUGUCUGUGUGCGGGUCCUGCGUGUCCUUGAGACCCCGGGGAGGACGUAAGCCGUGAGGCUGGGACACUGGGUGGACAGCAGCGCUCGGGCCCUCGCGGAGCAAACCCAGUAGAGGGAGAGGAAGGCGUUCUCUCCCGGGUGUCGGUUUCCUCCCCCGUCAAUUGUGAGAGGGUUGGAGGGCUCCCGUUUGGGGAAAAUCUGGUGAUAUUCUGAUUGAUGAUUUUUGAUAUAUGAUUUCUACCUUUUUGGAAGUUUAAAGAAUUGUUUUCCUUCAUCUGUUUUCUUUAAAUUUGAUGAGGACAUACCUAGGUUUUCAUGAUGCCGAAUUCUUUGCUCUUAUGUAUAUUUCUAUUAAUGGUACCUGGUUAUGCUCAAGAUGAUGAAUGGAUUGAUCCCACCGAUAUGCUUAAUUAUGAUGCUGCUUCUGGAACAAUGAGAAAAGCUCCUCAGGUGAACUAUGGAAAACCUGAGAAAAAGGAAAUAAGUCUUACCGAUUCCAACUUGUCAUGUGCUGAUGAAAUGUCAGAAUGUUAUAACAAACUUGAUUCUUUAACUCAUAAGAUUAAUGAAUGUGAAAAGAAAAAGGGGAAAGACUAUGAAAGCCAGAGUAAUCAUGUUUUUAGGAGAUACUUAAAUAAGAUUUUAAUUGAAGCUGGAAAACUGGGACUUCCCAGUGAGGACGGAGAUGAUAUGCAUUAUGAUGCUGAGGUUAUCCUUAAAAAAGAGACAUUAUUAGAAAUCCAGAAGUUUCUCAGUGGAGAAGACUGGAAAUCAGGAGCCUUAGAUGAUGCACUAAGUGAUAUCCUAAUUAAUUUUAAAUUUCAUGAUUUUGAGACCUGGAAAUGGAGUUUUGAAACAACUUUUGGUGUGGAUCCAUAUAACGUAUUCAUGGUACUUCUGUGUUUGUUGUGCACUGUUAUGUUAAUAGCUACUGAAUUAUGGACAUACAUUCGUUGGUAUACUCAGUUAAAACGUGUUUUAUUCAUCAGUUUUCUUGUCAGUUUUGGAUGGAAUUGGGUCUAUUUAUAUAAGUUAGCCUUUGCAAAACAUCAGGCUGAAGUUGCCAAAUUGGAGCCAUUAAAUAAUGUUUGUGCUGAGAAGAUGGACUGGGUUGGAGGCCUAUUUGAGUGGUUUAGAAGUUCAUGGACGUUUCGGGAUGAUCCUUGCCAAAAGUACUAUGAGCUGCUACUAGUUAACCCUAUUUGGUUGGUUCCACCAACAAAGGCAUUGGCAGUUACUUUUACCAACUUUGUAACAGAGCCAUUGAAGCAUAUCGGACAAGGAACUGGUGAAUUUUUGAGGGCGCUUAUGAAGGAAAUACCGGUAAUACUUCACAUUCCAGUGUUGGCCAUGAUGGCUCUUGCUGUACUGGGUUUCUGCUAUGGUGCAGGAAGAUCAAUUGGUGGAUUGCGAUAUUUAAGAGACUCUGAAAGAGUACCUCGCCAGGCACUACGUCAAGGCAAAGGAAGACCACAGGAGGAAAUUGAGUAUAGGCGACAUGGUGGAGCAGGUGAUGCAGAUCUCUGUUGUCGGAGCCAUGUUUGUCAGAAAGAUCGAGGCCCUUAUUGCAAAGCAGAUGAGUGUAGAGGAGAUUUUUUGAGAGAGAGAUAUGUUGACUUAACUGGCAACAGGAGCCCUGAAGUACUACGGGCAUUUGAUAUACCAGAAGCAAAGGCAGAAGAGCAUCCCAAGGUGGUACCCUGUCAGAAAUCACUUAUUUUGGAUAAAAAUCCAGAAGAGAUUUGUGAAAUCCCAGAAAACAGCAAAGUGAAAGAAAGUAGCAGUAAAACAAACCAUUCAGCAGAGCCAUCCUGUGAGCAGCUGACCCCAGGGAGUCAGGAAGGCGAGCUUCCAGCAGCCCUUCUGGGAUCUGAAGACAGCAAACAUAAGUGUACACAGUCCCUGAGUAUGGUGCCUAGACAGAACGCAAGAGUUUCUGUUCCAGCAGGAUUUUAUCAGAGGAGCUUUAUCUCCAAACUCUUUUGCAAUCAAGAGGCGCUGAAAUGGAAAAUUCUAAUGAGACAUGAAGAAAGUAAAAAUCUGUCUCUCCAUCCUAAAGCCCAUCAUUAUAAAGUGAGAAAUAAUAAAUGAUUUGAUUGCAAUUCGGGUGGGAAAAAACAUUGCUUCAGGACAUUUCAUCAUCAUACCUGCUCAUGGGACACAACAGCAUCUCUAAAGUUGCCAAGAAGGUAAUGUGUAUUUCCAAGAUUCCCAAAGGCACGUCCCUGGGCUGCUCGGUCCCCUAAAGCAGUCACUAUUGAUAGAUUUUCCCUAAAGGACAAUAAAAAUUGUGAAGAAACAUAGUUGU